Messenger RNA from Penicillium brevicompactum, 864 nucleotides. Its product is annotated as fumarylacetoacetate hydrolase family protein. Bases 1 to 864 code for a protein of 287 amino acids. The transcript has 3 exons. Gene Ontology annotation, molecular function: catalytic activity. Lineage: Eukaryota; Fungi; Ascomycota; Eurotiomycetes; Eurotiales; Aspergillaceae. The record is from RefSeq and is a predicted model, not a curated record.
AUGCCUUCCUGGACACAUCUCAUUCGCUUCAUUGCCGUCGAAGACAGCCAAGUCCACCUGGGCCAACUCGUCGACACAAGCCGGGAUGUCGGACAGGACAGCGUCGAAGGAGUUGAAAUCGCUGCAAAGGUUAUCGAUGGAACUAUCUUUGAUGGACGCAUUACAGAUGAAGUCAUGCAUGUGAAACAAUUGCUCGCCCCAGUGACGCAGGAACAAUGCAGCUACAUCCGAUGCCUGGGCCUGAACUACAUGGAUCAUGCCAAAGAAGCCAACCUGGAGCUUCCGAAAGCGCCAGUUCUAUUCACCAAGCCUCGCACCGCUCUCGCAGGCCCGUAUCCUGCGUCGAUCAACAUCCCCAGGUGUGCACAAGACGACACGAGUGAUUACGAGGCCGAACUUUGCCUGGUGAUUGGCAAAAGUGGCCGUGAUAUCUCCGAAGAGGAUGCAUUGGACUAUGUUCUGGGAUAUACUGCCUCGAACGACGUUUCCGCGCGGACUAUGCAAAUGCUCACUGGACAAUGGUCGUUCUCGAAGGGACUUGAUGGAAGCUGCCCGAUCGGACCCGUGCUCGUGGCUCCAUCCGUCAUCGAGGACCCGCAAACACUUUCCAUCAAGGCCAUUCACAAUGGCGCCACUGUUCAGGAUGGACAUACUAAAGAUAUGAUAUUCAACAUCAGGAAGCAGAUUUCCUAUCUUUCGCAAGGUACGACUUUGGAAGCGGGAACCCUUUUCCUCACUGGAACCCCUGCUGGCAUUGGGUAUUUCCGCCAGCCUAGAGUGGUUCUGAGGGAUGGUGAUGAGAUUUCGGUGAAGAUUGACCAAAUUGGAACUCUUGUUAACAAGGUCCGGUAUGAGUCUCGCUGA